UUUUUUGUCUCCUUAUUCCAUUUCCCACCAUUUUUAUACUCUUUCUUGACCAGCGGCUACAUAGAUGAUCAAAAACUAUUAUGCAGUUAGAGUUGGCCGCAUUCCUGGCGUGUAUUCGGACCACGUGGCUGCGCUUAGCCAAGUUUUCCAGUUCCCUCACGGACAAAUGAAGGGCUUCAUGUAUCUGAAGGAUGCCGAAGCCUUCGCUGGGAUCGGUGCUAGAAGCUAUUUUCCACCCAACCAGCUGUUUAUUCCUGCCUGGACGGAGGCCGGGAGCUAUCUGCCGAUUUAUGUCUAUGGCGUAUGUCUCGACCACGGAGGCAAUAACCCGCAAGGUGGAUGUGGUGCAUACUUUGGGUAUCAAGACUCCCGCAACACACAAGGAAUCAUAAGCAACCAGCGCCAGACGAGCCAACGCGCGGACCUGUGGGCUAUCUACUUGGCGAUCAAAGUUGUAAACGAGGAACCAGUUCCAGCGAAUGCACGUAGACGCCCCUUAGUCAUCUAUACCAAGUCGGAAUACGCAGUCUAUUGCCUGGAAACAGGCUACGGCGAAUGGAUCCAAAACGGUUGGAGGAACUCUGAAGGGAGUCCAGUCGCAAACCAGGAUGUGAUUGAAGCCAUCAUGGCCAAAAUCAGAAAGAGCGGGCUGCUGGUUUCUCUGCGACACGUAUACAAAGAGUCUUUCAACGAAUGCCUUAUCGCUGCCAGGACUCUUGCUGUAAAAGUUGCUGAAGAUACCCGGAAAAGGCGCGAAGAGCAGGAAGUGACCAAAGUAUAUCAUGUUGGUCAUUGCCGCGCGGUUUAUUAUGACGAGUAGCCCCACUACGCACGUCGUUGACAAUAACUUUUGUUUAUCCUUUUUGCGUGGUUCAAUAAGCACUCCAUACCAUUGCC
Molecule: messenger RNA, 897 nt
Organism: Linderina pennispora
Lineage: Eukaryota; Fungi; Kickxellomycota; Kickxellomycetes; Kickxellales; Kickxellaceae
Product: ribonuclease H-like protein
Exons: 1
Coding region: 65-820 (251 amino acids)
Biological process (GO): DNA replication, removal of RNA primer
Molecular function (GO): RNA-DNA hybrid ribonuclease activity; nucleic acid binding
Source: RefSeq, a predicted model, not a curated record